UUUUCUCUAUUAUGGUAUAUAUAAAAGGCGAGCCGGCUUGACAAAAUUUCAAUACACAAACCUUUUUAGGAAACAAGUUGAAGUGCUUUAUAAUGAAAGCCUUAAAUCUACUUCCAUUAUUGUUUGGCUUAAUCCAAUUGAUUAGUUCAGCUAGCGUUCCACACAAACCGAACUGUUCAUUGGAACAAAAUGACUCGUACAUUGCCGAUCCUAUCAGCUGUUCGCACUUCUACAAAUGUUCGAAUGGUCAGCCAUAUCGUCAACGUUGUGCACCUGGCCUAUACUUUGAUGAAUCUGCAAAAAUUUGUAACCAUAUUUCACUUGUCAAUUGUUCGAAACAACAUGGACAACAUAGAAAUGUUGCGGUUUCUGCAAAUACUGACGAUUGUGGUUCAAAGCCACAAAGUACGACUACAUGUCAUCCGCCUAUAACCACAACACCUUGCGACAACGAGGAAACCACAACAUGCUGCUGCGAUGACGAUACUACUACCCUUGUAACUACAACCUGCUGUUGCGAUGAUUCAACACUCGAACCGUCCACGACAGCUUAUACAUUACCACCUACAAGCACUAACACAGCUUAUACUACCACAUCGGCUCCUACCACUACCACCCAGCUUGCUACCACCACUACAUCGCCUACCGUUACUACGACUAUAAUUUACACAUCUACGUCACCAACCACUUCGCCAGAUAGCACAUCCACUGACUCACAUACUUCUCCUACAACGACCAUCUUUCCUUCUACUACCACCUGUAAACCAUCUACAACCACCAAACCUUGCGAAACGACUACCACGACCAAACCAUGUAAGCCCUCAACAACUAAAAAACCUUGCACCUGUAAAAAAAGAAAGAUCGCUUCGGUGACCUCGUCCAACACCCAAACUUCAAAACUCCAAACGAAACUUAUUCCCACUUCAUCAAUACCUACGGAAACAAGAAUAAACGGCCCCGAUCCAAGAACUGUAAAACCUGUCAUACUUGACCUUAGAUGUGGAAAGGAGUCUAACGGCAGUUAUAUAAGAGAUGAGAAAGACUGCGCUAAGUACUAUGUCUGCCGAAAUGGCAAACCCAUUGAACACCGUUGUGAACGUGGUAUGUGGUUCGAUAAUGAAAAGCUUGUGUGCAACUACAAGAAUUUUGUGAAAAAUUGCAAAAUGCUAACUUACUAAAUACAUAAAAUUUAUCUUAUAAUCAAUAAA
Molecule: messenger RNA, 1208 nt
Organism: Glossina fuscipes
Lineage: Eukaryota; Metazoa; Arthropoda; Insecta; Diptera; Glossinidae
Product: mucin-2-like
Exons: 3
Coding region: 93-1178 (361 amino acids)
Cellular component (GO): extracellular region
Molecular function (GO): chitin binding
Source: RefSeq, a predicted model, not a curated record